UGAGUACCACAUCCUCCAACCUCACAGGUUCUCUUUGAGCUUUCAUCCUCUAAGAGGCUAUGAGUUUGCUGAGCUCUUACUGCCACAUAUGCAGCCAUAUACCAAAAACUGGACCCAGGUAAGUGAGUUUGUCAUGAUGGGCUUUGCUGGCAGCCGUGAAGCACACCUCCUCUUCUUCACACUCUUCCUCACCAUAUACCUGUUCACCUUGGUGGAGAAUUUGGCCAUCAUUUUAGUGGUGGGCUUGGACCACCGACUGCGGAGACCCAUGUAUUUCUUCCUGACACACUUGUCCUGCCUUGAAAUCUGGUAUACCUCUGUUACAGUGCCCAAGAUGCUGGCUGGUUUUAUUUGCGUGGAUGGUGGCAAGAAUAUCUCUUAUGCUGGCUGCCUGUCCCAGCUCUUUAUCUUCACCUUCCUUGGGGCAACUGAGUGUUUCUUACUGGCUGCCAUGGCCUAUGACCGUUAUGUGGCCAUUUGUAUGCCUCUUCACUAUGGGGCCUUGGUGUCCUGGGGCACCUGCAUCCGUCUGGCAGCUGCUUGUUGGCUGGUAGGCUUUCUCACACCCAUCUUUCCAAUCUACCUCAUGUCUCAGCUGACAUUUUGUGGCCCAAAUGUCAUUGACCACUUCUUCUGUGAUGCUGCACCCUUGCUAGCCUUGUCAUGCUCAGAUGUCACUUGGAAUGAGACUGUGGAUUUUCUGGUGUCUCUGGCUGUGCUACUGGACUCCUCUGUGGUCAUUGUUGUGUCCUAUGGCAACAUUGUCUGGACACUGCUGCACAUCCGCUCAGCUGCCGAGCGCCAGAAGGCCUUCUCUACCUGUGCAGCUCACCUGAUGGUGGUGAGCCUCUUCUAUGGCACUCUUUUUUUUAUGUAUGUUCGGACCAAGGUGACUUCUUCCAUCAACUUCAACAAGGUGGUAUCUGUCUUCUACUCCAUUGUCACGCCCAUGAUCAAUCCUCUCAUCUACAGCCUUAGGAACAAGGAGGUGAAGGGAGCUCUGGGUAGAGUCUUUUCUCUCAAGUUUUGGAAGGGACAGUGAGGAGGCAGAUGGGAACCCA
Messenger RNA from Sapajus apella (tufted capuchin), 1061 nucleotides. Its product is annotated as olfactory receptor 6Q1. Lineage: Eukaryota; Metazoa; Chordata; Mammalia; Primates; Cebidae. Gene Ontology annotation, cellular component: membrane. Gene Ontology annotation, molecular function: olfactory receptor activity; G protein-coupled receptor activity. Gene Ontology annotation, biological process: G protein-coupled receptor signaling pathway. The record is from RefSeq and is a predicted model, not a curated record. The coding region runs from base 89 to 1042 and encodes 317 amino acids. The transcript has a single exon.